Aphidius gifuensis is the source of this 890-nucleotide messenger RNA. RefSeq names its product ribonuclease kappa-B (gene RNASEK). NCBI's taxonomy places the organism in Eukaryota, Metazoa, Arthropoda, Insecta, Hymenoptera, Braconidae. The coding region runs from base 209 to 505 and encodes 98 amino acids. The record is from RefSeq and is a predicted model, not a curated record. The transcript has 2 exons. Gene Ontology annotation, molecular function: RNA endonuclease activity.
CGACUGAUUUCGAUUUUCGAGAGAAAAAAAUAACGAAAUCGAUUCGAAUAAAAAAUAAAAAUCAUAUGACUUGGGUCAGGGCGUAACACGAAAUUAGAGGAUACAUGUGUGUGUGUGUAUACAAUACUCAUUUUGUGUGCUCCAAAAAAUUAUAUUUUCAUCUUUUAUUUAUAACAAAUAAUAAUAAAUAAAUAAAUUAGUUGUUAAAAUGGCGUGUUGUGGACCAAAACUUUCUCUCUUUGGUAUUAUAAUAUCUUCAUGGGGCAUUGUUCAAUUGGGCCUUAUGGGAUUUUUCUUUUACAUAAAUAGUGUUGCACUAUUUGAAGAUUUGGCCAUGGAUGAAAAUGAACCCAUUGGCAAACCAUCAGAAUUUUAUCACAAGGUUGAUUCAUCUUAUCAAAGUAAUGCAUACAACUGUUGGAUUGCAGCAUGUCUUUACAUUUUAACAUUGGUUCUAUCAACUCAACAAUUUUUUGCAAAUUCAAGAUCUUCAUUGAAUGUUUAAAGACAUCAAAAAAAAAUAAUCAUAAUAACAUGAAUAUAUAUUUAUAUAAAUAGUUGUGAAUUUAAAAUAAAAUCAUUGUUUAAAGUUGAAAUUAAAUAUUAAAAAAAAAAAAUAAUUAAAACUUUGUAGAUUGAUUUCUUUAAUUAAAAAAACAAUAAUUAUAUAUAUAUAGGUAUACUAAAAUAAUGAUUAUGAUGAUGAAAAACAUUAUCAAAAACAUUCCACAAGUUAUAAAAAUAAAUAGUUGUUAAAAUAAUAAAAAACUAAUAUUCUAUUAUGAAAUAACAAUAAUUAUAUUGUAUAGAAAUAUAGAAUGUAGUUGUGUAUUAUUGUAUAAAAAUUAUUAUAAUAUUGAAUAAAAUUUAAUAAAAUAUAUGUACCUAUA